Messenger RNA from Talaromyces proteolyticus, 1605 nucleotides. RefSeq lists its product as uncharacterized. Bases 1 to 1560 code for a protein of 519 amino acids. Gene Ontology annotation, biological process: regulation of DNA-templated transcription. Gene Ontology annotation, molecular function: zinc ion binding; DNA-binding transcription factor activity, RNA polymerase II-specific. The record is from RefSeq and is a predicted model, not a curated record. NCBI's taxonomy places the organism in Eukaryota, Fungi, Ascomycota, Eurotiomycetes, Eurotiales, Trichocomaceae. The transcript is spliced from 5 exons.
AUGCCCCCGCAUUUCAGUAAAGGCUGCUCGCCUUGCCGUGCGCGCAAAGUCAAGUGUGACGAGCAUCGCCCAUCGUGCCGGCGAUGCAUUCGACGUGGUGACCUUUGUUCGGGUUAUCGUGACCCUGUAUCGCUGCUCUUCCGGGAUGAAACCGAAAAGGCACAAAAGCUGUCCAUGCGCCGCCGUGCCUCGAUGCAGAACUUUUCGAGCUCUAGUUCGUCGAGCCAAGACUCCCCUGUCACCGUAACCUCCCAAACCACACAAUCGUCUGCACACGACCAUACCAGCCUCUCAUCUGUAGAGGUAUCCGACUUCAACCUCGACAAGCUUUAUCCCUGGGUCAAAGCGACUCCAACUGCUCUAGAGUCUUCUAUAGAAGAACAGGCAGUAUCCCAAUUUUUGAGAACUUCGCUGCCAGGCUUUCUUGAGUAUCUCCCAUGUCUAUUCGAAGAAGUGAAUACAGAUAGGAGGGUGGCGCUGCGGUGGGCGGUUUAUGCUACCUCCUAUGCAAGUAUGUCCAAUGAUCAAGACAGCGAAGCUCUCGGCGAUAAAGCGCUUCACUGUUAUGGGCAAGCUUUGUCCACUCUGGUAGAGGCUUUAGCAAAACCUGAAGGGAAAGCGGAUGAUUAUAUUCUGAUGACAGUCGUUAUACUAGACCUGUUUGAGGCCAUCCAUCUGAAGAACCCGCUAUCUCGGGGGUCGCACGCCCAAGGAAUGGCUCAGAUUCUCCGUCUUCGUGGACAUGACCAGUUCUACGACCCACGUAGUUGGAGUUUAUUCCGUCUCGCCCAUCAUCGUAUUCAAAAACAACAGCUGGCGUUUAGCCAGGAGCCGCUCCCAGAAUCCAUAGACUGGUUCAACUCUCUCAAUGAAAUGCUACCCUACGUCCAAAACGAGAAGGACAACUUAGAGAUAAGUAAAACCUGCAAGCGUGCGCGAGAUCUCCGCCAACGCCUAGAUAAUACCGACUUCCCCAUUACUGAGGUCUUAGACAUGGUAGAGGAAAUUCAACAGCUUGACCGAACGACCGAGUCAUGGCGAGAUGGACCACAGUGGAAGUACAAAAUUAUCCACCGGUCUGAUGUUAUAGGCGAUAAACAGACGAUAGCAGUUCUCAACCUUCCCGAAUUCAUCCAGCUUCACCGCGACGUUUGGAUAGCGUAUGAGUGGAACUAUCAUCGAACAGCCCGGAUUCUCCUUCACGAGCAGCUCUUACGCUGUCUCCACCGACUCGAUGAUAGGUAUCCAGAUUGUUCAGAAAAUUUGCAAAAGGCUCUAGAAGCAUUCAAGCGAGAUUCUGUAGAAACUGUACGAGCUCUAGCGGAUGCCGUGCUGGCCACUGUCCCGCAAUCCUUAGGUGAUAUUGAUCAUGAAGGUCGCGCGUCUGGAACAUCUACAUGUAAUGCUGUGGGAGCAUACUUUCUCUUAUGGUCUAUAAAAGUGGUGAAGAGAACACCAUCUGCCACUGUCCAGCAAAAUGCUUUUGCGCAGGAUAUCUUUGACCGGAUUCGGGAAUGCACAGGGAUGAAGUCAAGUUUAGGCCACUUAAGUAACAUUUAACUGGCUACAUCAUGUUCUAUCAUUAUCAAAAAAAAAAGGCAAUCC